This is a messenger RNA of Seriola aureovittata, 6975 nucleotides long. RefSeq names its product BEN domain containing 5 (gene bend5). Gene Ontology annotation, biological process: negative regulation of DNA-templated transcription. The record is from RefSeq and is a predicted model, not a curated record. NCBI's taxonomy places the organism in Eukaryota, Metazoa, Chordata, Actinopteri, Carangiformes, Carangidae. Bases 212 to 1570 code for a protein of 452 amino acids. The transcript is spliced from 6 exons. Gene Ontology annotation, molecular function: DNA binding.
AUACUCAUGCAUCUGUCCGUCUUUUAACGAUGAAGUUAAUAGCAUGUCUAUUACUCAUGCCUUAAUCAUCAACCCUGGUGAUGUGGACCAGGCAAGAGUAGCCGAGCGCAGACACCAUCCCCAACCCCCCUAUGUGUAUAUUUUUUUUUAAUACUUUGUGAGGAAAAACUGUCAACCAUAUCCAAAGUGCAGGACCAAAGAGAAGUAAAUAAUGUAUGCUUUUGUUAGAUUCUUUGAAGACGAUAUGUGCUACGCGUUACCCGUUUCGAAUGUGGAAGAUUUCAGACCUCUGCAGAAAACAGAUUUUGAUAAUCAGAAGGUGUAUCUGGUUCACAGAACUGAAGAGAAUGGCAGCGCAGGCCAGCCGUGCGAAGCACAGAUCCUUGCCCUUGCAGAUACAGUAGAAGAAUUUGAAGACAGUAUAAUGCAAAAGAAGAUGAAAAUUCCCAAGAUGUCCAUCGAGAAUUCAGGAAACUCAAUUGAGAACAAUUUUGGAGAGGAGAGAAUGCCACUCAGGCAUAAAAAGGCCCUGUCUCAGGACCAUGGACGCCCCCUUUCCAACUCCUCCAAGAGCCUGGCAGCAGUAGUGGCUCGCCUGGAGAGAAAUGCAGCCAGCUCCUGUAUGGAGGGCGAAGAGGAUCUGGAUGAGGACCGGCUGGCUGAGGAGGGAGAGGAUGCAGAAGAUGAAGAUGAAGAUAUGGAGGCAGAGCAUCAGCAACAUCAUCACCAGCAGCAGCAGCAACAACAGCAUUUGGAAGUGGAUACGGAUUGUGUGUCUGAGGUAGCCGCAGCUGUGGUUCCUAGAGUCUUGUACGAGGAGCUGGUUCACAGCUACAGGCAACAGGAGGAGGAGAUGAGGAGGCUGCAGCAGGAGUUGGAGAGAACCCGCAGGCAGCUGGUACAGCAGGCCAAGAAGCUGAAGGAAUAUGGCAGUUUGCUGACAGAAGUCAAAGAACUGAGGGACUUCAACAGGAGGCUGCAAGAUGUACUUCUUAUGAGAUUAGGCAGCGAGCCUAUGCAUGAUAAUGGUACUCAGACAAUCAAAGCUGAAGUGGUUGAACCCAUUGUUGAUGCCCAGGAGACAUGCAGAGAAGAAGCCAACACCAGUUCCAGCUACUCACCCUCACCUCGAACAGUAUACACCUGCAAUGAUGGAAAGGUACACCUCGGUGGUGGAAUUUGGGUAGAGGAGGAGAAGUGGCACCAGCUGCAGCGAACCCAGGGAGACUCCAAGUUCACAAAGAAUCUAGCUGUAAUGAUCUGGGGUACAGAAACCCUCAAAAACCGUAGUGUCACAGGAGUGGCCACCAAAAAGAAGAAAGAUGCCCUACCCAAACCUCCACUGUCGCCCAGCAAGCUGAAAAUCGUCAGAGAGUGUCUCUACGACAGAGUGUCUCAAGAAACAGCCGACAGUGCAGAGAUUACACAGAGAUUAUCCAAAGUGAACAAAUACAUUUGUGAAAAGAUAAUGGACAUCAACAAGUCCAUCAAGAACGAGGAGCGUCGGGAGUCCAAGCUGCUCAUCAGACAGACAGUCAAGAUGGAGAACUUCACCUACGAUGGCAUGUAGUGAUCAACUGUUGUCACACCAGCGCCUUCUGCCCCCCUGUGGUCCGCAGGAUGUUUAGGGGACUUGAUAUGAGUGGUUGCGGGAAUUUUGUCACAGUUUCAGGAGCAGUUGUAUUCCUUUGACACAUUGGAUUGGUUAUUAUGUGAAAUGUUAAAACAAAUAGUACCCUUCCCAGCUCCCUACAGAACAACCAUCAGCUUCCUCAGUGCCCAGUUUCCUCAUUGGCUGACAGACAGCUUUACCCACCAGACAGAGGCUGACUUGAGCUCAAGUGAACUACUUUGAUAUGAGCUGGUAUGAGUGUUUUUAUAAGCUUUACAGUGGAAUUGGUACAGAGACAUGGUUUAUUGAGGUGUGUGCAUUUGUGUCAAAGGAGAGAUUAGAUGUGAUUGUUAAAUUAAUUUAUUGUUCUGUGUCAGAACAUAAUUUUGAGUCAUUAAACUUUUAAAAAGUAAGAGGUUAUUUCCCUAGACAAAGUCUUCUGAUGCUAUAAAGAUGAUGAUGCUAGCUUGCAUUAGAUCUUAGAUGUGUGGACUGUUGGAUGUUUCAGUGACUACCCAAUUACCGCCAUUUCUUGGUGUUUGCUGUUUGUACUUACUGCAUAGAAUGAGACAUCAGUGUCUCGAAUGCACAAGUCUUAAUUGGUACCAGCGAUAUUGCAUUUUGCAACAGAUUCUGUUGCUCCAUGAGAUUAACUAUGAGUGUGUGUUCCCCCUUAACUGUAGGUCAAUCACAACACAUUGUUUUAUUAAAAAGAGGGCUUACUGGGUUUAGUGGGUGGUAUGACUCUAAUGUAGAGUCUAUAGAGUGCUGUAUUUGUUAUGUUAUAUAUGUUCACCUUUUAGUUAUGAACCUUUGCCAUCACUGAGAGAUCACGAGGAAAGGUUUUGAUGGCAUAUUCGUUUGUUACUCUUAAUCUAACAUGUCACUUUCAGACAAUUUGACUGUUGAGUUGUAGUGGUACAGGCAUGUUAAUGCCUAGAAAGGCCUUAAAUGGAUUUGGCAAUCACCAGGGACUGGUGUGCCCCUGGGUUUUCUAGUAAGCUGUGAUUGUAAAUGUAUAGUAAGCUGAAGUGAUGAAGCUUCACCUGCACUUUGCUGUGAGAAUGUAAGAGGUGGCUUGGUACUAUUUUCUGUGUGAUUCACACCAUCAAAUUGAGCUGAGCCGGGCUACUUUAACCCCCUCCCCCUCCCCUUAAAAGAUGCUGGGCUGCACAGGACAACGUGGGGAAGAAAAUCAGGGCGCAGCUCUGCACGGUUCAGAUCAUCUUCAUGUUGAAGCAGUGUUAGCUGUGGGUAAAGCUGUCUGAAAAACUGUUGUGCUGUUGAAGUUGUCUGGGCCUGCUGAACCCUAUAAUAACCCCCUCUUUUUUAAGCCAUGCCACUGGGGAACAAAGUAAGGUCGCUCCAGUGACAGCUUCCUCUGAGCUAUGCCAUCAGAACUUUGAAAACUGUCCUCUUUGUCUUGUAUGUUUUUUUUAAUGUUUUUUUUCUCUGCGGUUGUUUUAUUGUUUUGAUCCAAAAUGGUUUGUGUGGCUGUCUGCAGGCUGGAACCUAAAUGCUGCAGAUUGAAAUCUCAACUGUGACCUAGCUGUGGCUAACUGUGAAUCUGCUGCAGAGCUGCCUAUCAAGCCUUUCUCCUCUCCACACUCUAGGUUCCUGUUUGUUGGUUGGUUUAUUUCUCUCUAUCAUUUUGUCUGUCUUGGUUUUUUGUUAUUUCAAAAGUUCAGAUCAGCCUUUUCAGCUAUCUUAUGUUUUGGAGAUAUUUUAGUGUACAUAAAACACAUCUUUUUAUUUUUUCCACCGAACAUGUAUAUUUCAGUUUCUAGUCAUGUUACAGUUUUAAAGGUUCUGGUCAAGUUUUGGUUUAAUUACUAAUUAAUGUUGUAAUUCCGUGUUACCUGAAAAUUUCUUGUUUCUUUUUACACUUCUGUAUUUUUGUUUGUUUCAUAAUAAUUGUUGGCUUUAAGCUUGAUAUUGUAGAUCAGUGAAAUCUACAAAUGAAAAAGAUUUCUCCCUUUCUUAGCCAAAGUGAUCUCUGUGGAACAAGAGAGACAAGACUUUUCCUUAAUAUAAUAUUUUGACAGAGCCCAUACAUCAAGCUACAUUCACAACGUGAUAUUUGAUAAGCCUCACUUAGAGUCUACCUUCUAAUUACUUGCCACAGUAAGAUGAAAAUCUGUAUUGUUGAACCAUUGUACUCCAGCAAUUGAGAAGCAGUAGUUAGAUCGACACAAAUCAUUUACAUUGAAUGCACUUUAAACUUCUGGGCAAUUUCUUCAAUCUUAAAGAAAUGUAUUUGUGGUAUUCGUCCUUUUUUAAAUGUCUAUAUAGAUUAAGGCCUAACAAUCAUUGUAUAUCAUGAAGCACCUUAGAACAUUUUGGUUUAUUGUUUUUUUUUGGUUUUUUUUUUCUUAGGGCAAGAAUUAGUUUGUUUUUGUUGGUCAGAUGUGCCCCUGACACAGCAAUGCUCCACAACAAGCUUGAUAGAUUUAAUACUUCGAAAAUGAAUAUUUGAAUCUUUGGAGAGUCAUUUGGAGUGCUUAGAAAACCAGAUUUCCACAAGUCAAUUUAUGUGGAAAGUGGAUUCUAUAUCUCCAUCAUGGCCUCAUGAACAAUAUAUGGCUUACUUCACAAACUGACAAACAAAAGUCAACAACUGUUCUGUCAACUUGCUUGUUUUUCAAGCCCAAAACAUGAUUCACCAAUCUAAAGAUAUUUACCUAUGAAAUGUGCAAGAUGACUGGAAUAUGUGCUUUAACUUGAUGCGUCAAGAUGCUGGUUAUGUAUAGAUAUGACUUAUAUAGAGAAAAUGUGUAUUUUUUUCAAAUGAGUGGUAAUUGUAAGCCAAAGUAUUGAAUGCUGAGAUCAAGGUAAAGAAGGGGGAUGAUGCUGACUAAUGAAUCAGCAGGUUUGCACAAAAAAUGGCCCAUGCAAAGGUAACAGAGCUUAGUGAAUCUUAAGCCACCAAAAAGGUGACUAAAAAAUGUCCCUUUUUUAGUGUCCUUUAGUUUUUUGUUUUAUUCUUCCCUGUACAAAGCAACAUGUGAGGUUUACGUGCGCUAGCAUGUAUUUAAAAUACAUGCGAUUUAAAAGAAAGAAAAGAUUUCUGCUGUGCAAAGCAACCUUGCUGAAAUUCUGACACAUUGUCGUGUGUUGUGUUUGUGUUUGUUUCUUUGUUGUUUGAUGCCAAAAGGGGGUGUGGUUUCAAAGGCUGGUUUCCUAGAGCGUGAUUAAGCCUAAUCCUUUAACUGAAACCAUCUUUAGUGGAUGAAAGCUGUAUGGAAGUACUGUUUUUAACCCAAAUUUGGCUUAAUCUGUGAUGGCAAAGCCAAUCUCUAUCAAAUGAACGAGUCACUUGCAGAGGAGCAGUUUGGGAUUUAGCAGCAUAAUAGUAACAUACACGAAUACAUAGCCUGGCAGAGCCAUUAAUGGAUACUGUAGGUUAGUUUGGGUCUGUUACAACACCAGACCUUCUAGUACUCUCACUGUCACACUCAAGUAGCGAUAGGGAGGAAAUGUAACUUCGCUCGCUCUGUGAUCCUCUUCUUGUGCCACCUCUAGGUCAUUACUUUCCUGACAUUUAUAUGGAUUGGAUUUAAAAAUGCACAUGUAUCAAGAUAAUAGCAAAUCCUGUCCUCCUUGCUUGGUGUUUUGACGUAUGUUGUGAAUACCCGUCAAAACUUCAGAAGUGAGGGAGCUUUAUGUUGCUUUUUGACAGUUUGAUUGGGAAAAAGAGAUCAGUUUCUAGCUUCACUUUGUGGAACAAGAUAAAUGGCUUCAUCUCACAGUUUUUGCAACUAAGUGUACACAAGAUACAUUACUAUUUGAGCCUCAGAUACAAUGUCAGACUUACUUCAAAAUGAGACAAAUGGGAGGAACACAUUGUUAGGCCUAUAUUUUUCUUAAGGUAUCAGUAACUUUGUAUACAAUCCACAAACCGGUUCUACUUCAUCUAACUUCACCGUCCUACCUCAUUGUUACUCUGGUGUUUGUUUGUCAGUGACUGUAAACUAUGUGUGUAUAUUAAAAAAAAUCUAUAGGAAAAGGUAUACCUGGUUACUCUCAAUAUGUAUAGCAUAUAAAACUUGUAAAACACCUCAGUACACAAAUAUCAUUCUUAGGAGAAAUCAGUUUUAUUACCUGCUUAAAGAUGCUGCUGUAAAGGGGUGUCUGCGUGAGGGGUCGUCUCUGAAUAUAUAUAUCUACGCUCUUUGCUAUGUUGUGCAGUUGAUCAGUGGUUGUGUUCUGUCUCUGUAUUGCAUUCUGAGAUUUUUACUGGUUGACGGUGCUACCAGCAAACAGUUCAAAAACUGAUCUAUUGGACCUCAAAUGGUGCUGUUUUUCUAUGUUUUUAUCCUCAUACAACUAUGUUUUAUUCAGGUGUGUCAACCGCCACUAUCCCCUCAGCUAAUCAAAUUUUAAGCCAAAAUAUUUCGCAAAACUGAUAACCCUGCUAUUACUGUAUCAACUAUAUGCUAUCCAUCCAAAUAUUGUAGAUAGUGAUUAUAUCCUCAGCUGUGAGUUUCAGAAGUACCUCAGAACUUGCUGAUUUCCAAUGGAUGCAUCUGCUUCUAGGACCUGUUGUCUACCAAUAUCACAUUGUUGCAGUGUAUUUUCAGAAAUAUGCAUUUUUAAUGGUUAGAUCAGGUUACACUAUAAAUAGUACAUGGAUAUUAGCCCACACUCAGAUGACCGUUUAAAUCUAAAGGAUACCACUGUUCACUGGUUGCAUGCCAGGUUGUCAUAAAGGAAAUCUCAGUUGGACUGUGUAGUGUAUGUUACAGUAGAAAAGGUCCUCGGCUUAAGAAAAAGAAAAAGAAAAGAAAAAUUUCUUUCUUAUUUUUCCUUUUUUUUUUUUUUUCUUUGUUCAGUCCAGUUUGUUUUACAGGAGACGGAUUCCAUUGGUAGUUCUAGUGUAUGGUGGGAAAACUGAAGUUUAUUUCAAGUAAUUUUGGGAAUAUACAAACUAGUGCCCCGUCUGGUUGAAAAUGAAAUUUGUCAAAAAUAUGGAAAUCAUUGAGAGUCCUCAGGGUACAUUCACAAAGACUGUUGGGGAGUUUCAGCCUGUCGGUUUCUGAAUGAUUAAUUUUAUCUAGUUACCAUUUUAAUCUGUGAUUCCCCGGUUAUAUCUCUUUGUCUCUCACUGUUGUUAAAAUAAUUUAAAUGUACUUUUCUGUGUUAAAAAUAUGAAUUUAUAUAUGAAUCUAGCAAUUUGUGCAUGAUUGACUUACUGUGAGCUAGAGUCAUAGAUACGGCACCAUACAAUGUCUAGACUUGGCUUAAUUAUACAAAAAAGUGCAUUAUACUUUCUUUUGCCCUGUGCAGUGAUACCAAUGGAAUCUUUUCUGCGCCAAAGUGUUUGCAGUAUGUUGAAUUUUUUUUUUUGGGGGGGGGGGGGGGGG